Molecule: messenger RNA, 304 nt
Organism: Sphaeroforma arctica JP610
Lineage: Eukaryota; Ichthyosporea; Ichthyophonida
Exons: 1
Biological process (GO): proton motive force-driven mitochondrial ATP synthesis
Molecular function (GO): proton-transporting ATP synthase activity, rotational mechanism
Source: RefSeq, a predicted model, not a curated record
AUGCUACGCACCGUCUUUGCUCGUGGUAUGGCCACGGCCUCUACUAGUGGGCUUGUAGCUCCCCCUGUCUUUUUGUAUGGUGUUCAGGGGCGUUACGCGAACGCCCUCUACUCGGCUGGGUCCAAGAAGAACCAGUUGGAAGUUCUAGACAAGGAAAUGAGCGAGAUCAAGAAGCUUGUAGUUGAUAACGAAGAUUUCAGAGCUUUCAUAAAUGAUGCUAGUUUGCAGCGCACACAGAAGCAGUCUGGUAUUCAAGCUGUACUAUCAAAAGGUGGAUUCUCCCAACUAUCCAUUGACUUUAUCG